AUGAACAUGUUUCCCUUUCCAGUUCAAGAGGACCAAGUGAGGCCUCUGUCCGAAGAGGACCAGCAGAUCCUCUUGGGGCUUACCCGACGCUACGGCGUCUCAAGUCUCGUGUGCGCUUUAAGCGGUCUGGGUGCUGGAUCCCGAGCCUCUACCUUCUCAGCAUCGACACUCCUCAGCAACACCAGCGCUCCCUCACUAGCAUGGAGCAGUUCUGAGGCCUCUCAUGCACGAUCCGAUGCGGCCUCGAUUCGAACCCAAUCAACAUGGCAGGAUAACGCAGGCGACGUUCCCUCGAUUCACGACGGUGAGANNUCAUGCGAUGUCACCUCUCACCCGUCGCCCCGGCAUGUCACACCAACCUCUAAGAAGUAUCAGUGCCCCAUGUGCUUCCUCGACAACAAUCCCGUUGGUUUCGGCAGGAAAAGUGAUUUCAAGAAGCAUCUGUACAAUUUCCAUGGUGCUGAUGUGACUUGGCUUUGCAAGACCAAAGGCUGCCAUCUCUCUUUCGCUACUGAGCGAGCUUACAGCACUCACGCCAAAGAGACUCACCGCAUGGACGCUCUCCCCAACAGCACUGCAAAGACAGAGUUGUGCCCUCAGGUUGUCUUUGGUUGUGGAUUCGCCAGCUGCAAGGACCGUGUCUUUGAGGCUUCAUCCAACGACCAGGCUUCUGCCAGCCGCGACAAGUACUUUGAGCACAUCGCUAAGCACUUUGAGGAUGGCUUUGAUGUGAACAACUGGGAGUACAAGGUCCAAGUGCACAAUCUCAUGCGUCAAUCCAAGGUCAAGUCUGUCUUCAAGACUUGCAUCUGGCCCAAGGAGAAGAGAAUGCAACUCACAUGGCGCCCUCGCUCCUCCGGUGAUCUCAAGCGUAUGCUUGAGGCCCGUCAUCUCGGUGAGGAUAUCUCAACACUUGUGCGUCUGGCUUUCAUCCUGGGCACAUCGCCUUUCACCAGCCCUACUACACCGCCACCAAGCGAGAUUGACUUGCAGUUCUCUCUGCCCUUCCGAUCUCAAUGCUUGAUGGACACUGUUGGCCAUGCCGAUGGUGCUCAAUCCACGACGGCCGAGACCAGUGAGACCAACACACCCAUGGUCACUGUGACGAAGCAGGCUCCUCAGACACCAGAGGCACCUUCAUUCCCUGCCCGACGCAUCAAGCAGGAGACUCGACCCACGACACCAAUGGAUGGUCUUCCUGAGCCUAUGGUUCACGAUGAUCUCACUGCUGGUCCUCAUCCUGGAACACCGUUCCCCAUUCCUAACGAGCAUGUCUGGCCAGUGGAUGCACCCAAGUUUGCUCCUGACCAGAUGAACACCUUUGCUGAUGCUUCCAUGACCUACAUUCUACCUGGUCAAGAGCUUCCUCAGCAACAAUGGGACAUGACUGGCAUGCAACAGCACUUCACUCAACAAGACACUGUCAUGACCAAUGUUUACAUGCCUCCUCAACAACCUGUAGCUCCUCGUCCUGCUACACCCAUUCCUUCAAAGCGGCCUGGAUCUUGGGGCAAGCGACUAAGCCUUGAGAACCUGCGUCCCAAGAAGAAGACAAGCGUGUAUGGAAGCCCUGCUUCUGAGCACGAGGCUGUCCCUCCUGUGCCAGCCAUGUAUGCCGACAUGAUUCCCACGUCUAUGCCAGCAGGCUACGAACUGCCAAUGCGAAUGGGCCACCCCCAACAAGGGUACACAUCCAACCCUGGCUUCAUGCCCCAGGCCCAGCAGCAACAGUUUGGCUCACCCACGACAUUUUACUUGGAUGACGGGGACAUGAGACUAUAA
Messenger RNA from Fusarium tjaetaba, 1782 nucleotides. RefSeq lists its product as uncharacterized. The transcript is spliced from 2 exons. NCBI's taxonomy places the organism in Eukaryota, Fungi, Ascomycota, Sordariomycetes, Hypocreales, Nectriaceae. The record is from RefSeq and is a predicted model, not a curated record. The coding region runs from base 1 to 1782 and encodes 593 amino acids.